AUGGUUGUUUUUAUAGGCCCGAUUUGCUGCCCAUCCAGAGAAAAUCUAUUGACUUUGGGGCCUUUGAAGAAAGCAAAUGUGCCGAUAUUCUUCAUUGUCGGUGGCCCAGGCUCCGGAAAAGGAACACAAUGCGAGAAGAUCGUGGCCAGGUAUGGCUUAUCUCACCUAUCGUCUGGAGAUCUUCUAAGGGAUGAGGUCAAAUCAGGCUCACCAAGAGGAGCACAGCUCAACAAAAUCAUGGAAGCAGGAGAAUUGGUUCCUCUCGAGAUUGUUUUGGACCUGAUCAAAGAGGCAAUGCUAAAAGAAGUUGCCAAAGGUUCCAAAGGGUUUCUUAUUGAUGGCUAUCCUCGAGAGGUGAAACAAGGCGAGCAGUUCGAACGUGAGAUUCAAGAGGCAAAGUCAGUCAUAUAUUUCGAUGUUGCUGAAGAUAUUCUGGUACAACGACUUCUUCAUCGAGCUAAGACUAGUGGUCGUGCUGAUGACAAUAUGGAAACUAUUAAGAAGCGUCUGAAGACUUUCACCAAAUGCUACCGCUCCAGUUGUUAG
Molecule: messenger RNA, 546 nt
Organism: Cooperia oncophora
Lineage: Eukaryota; Metazoa; Nematoda; Chromadorea; Rhabditida; Trichostrongylidae
Source: the annotation of a GenBank genome assembly